AUGCAUUCCCUCUUCACCACCGCCGCCCUCCUGGCGCCCCUCGUGGCAGCCCAGAUCCAGGGCCACUGCGACCCAGCGGACGCCGUCCAGCCGAACCCCAUCGGCAAGAUGAACAAGUACAAGAACUACAAGACCACCGGCACGGUCAACGGUACCGUCGCCAUCCUGCCCAUCAAGCUUACCGCUGCUCGCGGCAUCAUCCCGGCGCAGUACCCGAUUUUGGAGGAGCAGUAUAGGGCCUGGCUGCCGAGUCUGGCGGCUGAUGAGUACCCGGCCCUCCUCCAAAUGGAACAAAACCACGACCUCUACCACAACGGCGUCGCCGCCGGCCCUAGCGCCGACUUCAACCGCGCCUCCAUCUCCUUCCCCUUCGUCGACCGCCUCAACGACGGCUACUCUUCCUUCCUCUACAACCAGGCCGUGAUAAUCUCCUCGGCCGCCACCGACACCAUCGCGCAGUUCCAGACCUACGGCGGCAUCGUCGCCCCAGGCUUCACGGCCUCCUGCAACGCCUACGAGUACGAGAACGGCACCGCGAACCUCGCCCUCCCGCCCGCGCAGCGCGGCAUCGACCAAGCGGCCUGGGCGAACACGAACACCGAUCUCAGUAACCCGAGCAUCGCGUACCGUUUCGACCCGACUGCUUCGUCCCCUUACAGCACCGACUUCUGGCGCAACGUCACAAACCAACCCCUCUUCUCGUCCGCCAGCAACGGCAAAUGCGACGCCGUCACCCGCCUGCCCGCCACCAAAGUCAGCAAAGGCGCCUUCGCAGGCGUGCAUCUCGAAGGCGAGGUGGCGAUUUUGAAGGCUUUCUACCCGGUCAAGGGGAAGACGGUGUGGAGCGAUGUGUUUGGGUAUAAGGUCGAUCAGGCGUAUUUUGAGAAGCCGCAGGCCAAGUGUGCUACGUUGAAGGGGUUCUCUGUGGUGGAGGCGCCGGCGUGA
Molecule: messenger RNA, 945 nt
Organism: Saxophila tyrrhenica
Lineage: Eukaryota; Fungi; Ascomycota; Dothideomycetes; Mycosphaerellales; Extremaceae
Exons: 3
Coding region: 1-945 (314 amino acids)
Source: RefSeq, a predicted model, not a curated record